AUGGAAUCCCUCUCAGACACCCUGUGGGAUGUAGUGAUCAGCGGCACUGGGCUACAACAGUCCCUCCUAGCCCUAGCUCUGUCGCGUUCAGGCAAAAACAUACUUCACGUCGAUCCCAACCCAUUCUACGGGGGUAGCGAAGCCGCUUUCAGCCUCCAAGAGGCAGACGAGUGGGCUGAGAAGAACCGAUCCGCCGACGCUUCCCGGUUAUUUUCUGCUGCGGAAGCAAAGCGUGAUGACACCUUGAGUUCAGCACGUGCCUACAGUUUGGCUCUCGCGCCCCAGUUGAUACAUUCACGGUCGAAGCUUGUCACUCAGCUCGUUGAUUCGAAAGCAUUUCGCCAGAUCGAGUUCCUCGCUGUCGGCUCUUUCUACAUCUACCAGCCCCCUUCGGAUUCUUCGUCGCUACCUUCCCUCAGCCGGAUACCGUCGACUCGCGAAGAUGUCUUUUCCAACAAGUCCAUACCGGCUCGGUCCAAGCGGUCCUUGAUGAAGUUCCUCAAGUUUGUGCUUGAUUUCAAUUCGGAACCUCAAAUUGAGACGUGGAAGCCGCAUGCCGAUGAGGAGCUCACGCAGUUUCUGGCAUCCGAGUUCAAACUUGAUGCGGCUCUCCAGUCCUAUGUUAUCACACUGACUUUGAGCCAUGAUGGCAAGAUAUCAGUCAAGGAUGGCCUGACUGCGAUUAGCAGACACCUGACUUCCAUGGGAGUUUUUGGUACUGGCUUUGCUGCAGUCUAUCCCAAAUGGGGUGGAUUGUCAGAGGUCGCUCAAGUGGGCUGCCGAGCAGCAGCUGUUGGCGGCGCAACUUAUAUGCUGGGUUCCGGCAUUAAGAAUUUGCAGCGCCCUAGCUCUGCUGAAGCCGAGGCUCCCCUUGAACUUUCGUUUACGAACGACAUCGAUGUCAAAGCCAAAUUGGUGGUUCAAGGCACUGAUAAGGUUGACCCCAACAGCCCUCGAAUCAGCAGGCUUACGGCGGUGGCAAAGGCGGACUUGUCUUCGCUCUUUGAACUCCUUACUGAGGGCGCUCCCGUGCCUGCUGUUGCCGUAGUGGCCUUACCAACGGGCUCAGUCUCUGAGGGUGAGAAUCCUUCAGAGUUUCCCGUCUACGCGAUGGUACACUCAAGCGACACUGGGGAGUGCCCUUCUGGACAAUAUGCUAUAUAUCUCAGCACCGUUUGUACACCAUCUGCGAAAUCAUUUCUGGAUAAGGCUCUUUCGUCUCUUUUGUCUGCCGUGUCGAAUGGCCAGGAAGUACUUCCACUGCUUUAUAAGCUGUACUAUGAACAGGGCGACGGAAUAAACGCUCUGAGUAUUGAUGGAAACAUUGCUACAUUCUCAUCCUAUUCGCAAAGCCUCGCGUUCGAUGACUCUAUCCUUGACUCUGUCCAUGAGGCUUGGAAGUUUGUCAAUGCUGGCUUGGAAGACGAUCUUGAGUACAUGAAGUUUGAAGAUCGAGAGGCUGCCUCAGAUGAUGAGUUUUAUGAUUAG
Molecule: messenger RNA, 1488 nt
Organism: Fusarium venenatum
Lineage: Eukaryota; Fungi; Ascomycota; Sordariomycetes; Hypocreales; Nectriaceae
Product: GDP dissociation inhibitor
Biological process (GO): small GTPase-mediated signal transduction; vesicle-mediated transport; protein geranylgeranylation
Cellular component (GO): Rab-protein geranylgeranyltransferase complex; cytosol; cytoplasm
Molecular function (GO): GDP-dissociation inhibitor activity
Source: RefSeq, a predicted model, not a curated record